AUGGACCGUGUAGCUCACCGUAGACGAGCUACUCCAAGAUAUAUUGGACAAUUGUUUGUGGAGCGGACUGGACUCAUAGAUGGAAUUGUCCCUCGACAAAUUGCAGAUUCGAUGAGGAUCAUGUUUGGCCUGAAUCUUACCUAUACAACGUCAUACCGGGCUCUCAAAUUCGCUCAAGUAUUUGUCAGGGGAACUCCAGAAGAUGGAUAUGCUAACCUUCCUUCCUACCUUAGAAGACUGAAGCAAGCAAACCCUGGCACUAUAACACACCUGCUCUGUGAUGAAGAAGAUCGCUUCAAGUACUGUUUUGUGGCGUUAGCGGCUUCAACAGCGGGAUUUCAGUACUUGAAGAGGGUUAUUGUGGUUGAUGGAACACACCUUACUGGGAAAUACGGAGGCACAUUACUCGUGGCAUGUGGACAAGAUGCAAACUUUCAAGUAUUUCCUCUAGCAUAUGGUGUUGUUGAUGCGGAGACUAAUGAGUCUUGGGGAUGGUUUUUUGAUAAAUUACAGACUUGUUUCUCACCACAUCCGAUGGUCAUUGUUUCAGACAGAGCAUUGUCCAUUGAAAAUGCUUGUGUGAAUGUGCUUCCAUGGGUCACUAGAGGAAUAUGCUACUACCAUCUUCAGCAAAAUAUUAUCAAGACAUAUGGUGGUAAGGAGCUUAUGUAUCUGGUUAAAGGAGCUGCUUAUGCCCACACUCUAGCUGAAUAUAAUCGGUGCAUGGACUCACUAAGAGCUGCGCACCCAGACCUCGCAGCAUACAUGGAGUUGGCCGACCCUAAGCUUUGGUCUAGAGUACAUUUUCCCGGUGAUAGGUACAACAUCAAGACGAGCAACAUUGCUGAAUCUAUCAACUCGGCUAUUAAAAAGGCAAAGGGUUUUCCCAUACCCUCUCUACUCCAGUUUAUUAGAGAGAUGUUAGGGCGGUGGUUCUACAAAAGGCGUGAAGAUGCUUUAAGUCUGCAGACACCAUACAGCAAGGGAGUUGAGUAUAUACUGGCCAUCCGUGAACAUUACGCUCAGUCAAUGGAUGUUCAGCGGAUAGAUGCAACUAGUUUCCAUGUUGCUUCUGGACGUUCGCACUUCGUAGUUGAUCUAGAACAGGGUAAAUGUGAGUGUGGAGUGUUCCAAGUCGAGAAAAUGCCCUGUACACAUGUCCUUGCAGCGCUUGCCUCAGCUGGUGUGCACGUCUCACACCAUACAUGUGACACAUACUCGCAGGAAUGCUUGUAUGCGACCUACGCCCAUCCUAUAUAUCCUGAGGAGGAAAUUGACAACCACAAGAAGAAGAGCGAGCGGUGCCGACCUCCAAAACCGAAGGAUGGGCCUGGUCGUAAGAAGAAAUCAAGAUGGCAGUCGUGGCUGGAAAUUUCUAGGAAGUCUAAGAAGAAAGGCAAGAGUCGAAGGAAGAAGCCCAAAGUUUACAGCUGCUCCAAAUGCAAGCAACCAGGACAUACGCGCCCGUGUCCAAGCCUGCUGAGAAAUAACUCGGCGGUCUACGAGCGGUCUCGGCGGUCUACGAGCGGUCUUCGGAGGUCUACGAGGCGUUCACGGAACUUCUAUGGAGGUCUACGAGGCUUUAACGGAACUUCACUGGAGGUUUACGAGCUACUAGACGUUAUCUCGCGAUCUACUUAUACAUUCGUGGAGGUCUACGAGAUGUUCACUGCGGUCUAA
Messenger RNA from Microthlaspi erraticum, 1680 nucleotides. NCBI's taxonomy places the organism in Eukaryota, Viridiplantae, Streptophyta, Magnoliopsida, Brassicales, Brassicaceae. The record is from the annotation of a GenBank genome assembly.